UACUGGGUAUUGUAUGUCUUGCAUUGACGUGACUGUAUCUCUACAGCAUUUUCUGUACUCUUAGCAGGUAAAUUAACAUCCCCCCCAUCCCCCCUCUAGAUGUUUAAGGUUUAUGCAGGAAAGGCGGCACGCAGCUUAAUGCAAACCUUUGAACCGUAAUGUAACGUGCAGUAUGGGAUGAUGUUUACUGCUCCUCACAUGUCCUGUUGCUUAACCAUCAAAAUGCGGCAUGUAACGUCACGGCGGACACGCAUGCAUGAACACAAGUGGCCCGUUCAGCUCACGGUAAAGGUGGUCCCGUAUGUCACAGCCUGCCUUCAUCCCUGCUGUAAACGUCUCUCUUAAGGUGGUUCGGAUGUCUGGAAGCUCACGGCAGCCGUGUGCUGACUGAAUGAAGCCGCCCCACCUGUUGAAAUGUGUUUCCAUGUAAGCACGGCCGCCGUCGUGUAGAUUUAGAGCUGCAGCGCAGCUGCUGUGACGGCGUUGGGUAACGGUUUGCUCUCGGACUUUGUCAAUAAUCCGUUUCUGUCCAACUUUUCAGCAUCGAGGCAACAAUCAGGGAAUGUAGAGUCGUCUGUUUACAAGGCUUAGGCGCCACCUGGUGGCGGUAAUCUGUCCGUUACAUCACAGACUUUCGUAAGCGCAGUUCAGCAGGAAGGAGUGGCAGGAGCUUUGGCCUUCCAGAGGAAUCACAGUGGAUUUCAACAAUACAUAACUAUAAAAAGCAAAGUCACCUCCUGCAUCGGGAUCAUAUCACAGGGUCAUAGAUUGCAACCUAAUCAGAAUACAUUUCUCUUUGAAAUGCACGCCGUCCCAUUCGUAUUUGUUGGUUUAAUCUUCCAGAGUCAAUUCAGACAUAGAACAAGCGUUUUCUUAUUUAAACUACUUCUUUAGAAGACUUUAAUUUGUGCUUAUUUUGUGUUUGUAAAGUAAAUAAUCAGCUUUACUGUUCUCCUCUCCAUUCCAGGACUAAUUUUAAAAUCUUUUUUUUUGAGCAUUUUCUAAGGUUCUUAUCUAGUUUGGCUCAGGCUUUACAUACACAGUCAUUUUACAUGAUUAUAGUGCAUGUCAGUGGUCAGCAAAGAUGGAGUUACAAUGUGUGUGAGAGAGGCGUCUCUUUUCCAAGGUUUCCACGAGACGGCCGACGUCUCCAAACUCAGCAUGUUGAGGAGAGACUGAAAGCUUGGUCACAGUUAAUUCACCAUUUAACAUAGGCGGAUAGUUACUUUUGAAAGCUUUCAUUCAUCCGUAAAAAAUGUGAAAUGAUCAGUUUAAUAUAACUUUUUGUGUUCAGUGUUUGUUCUUAAUAUAUAUACAGAGGUUUAGAACAUUUUUUUUUUUUUUUUUUUUUUUUCCCCAAUACUUCAGUCCAACUUUUCUUAGUUUGUGAAACUAACAUUAGAAAAGCAAAGCCUGCAGGAUGUUAACAGGAACUCUGACUUCCUCCCCCGCCUGUCUGCAGGUCAUCACCUGCUUCGGCCUCUCCGUGGUGUCGUGUCGCUACGUGGGAUUCUCCGUGGUGGCCCUGCUGGUGGAGAUCAACUCGGUGUUCCUCCACCUCCGGCAGAUCCUGCGCAUGGCCAGCAUGGCGGCGAGCACGCUCUACCGCGUCAACAGCAUCAUCAACCUGGGCACGUACGUGGUUUUCCGCAUCAACACGCUGGCUUGGAUGACCCGCUGGCUGGUGCUCAACAGGGACAAGAUCCCCCUGCUGGCCUACACGCUGGGCAGCGUGGGCAUGGCCAUCAUGACCGUCAUGAACAUCAUCCUCUUCUGCCGGCUGCUCAGGAGCGACUUUUUAAAGACCAGCACCCGGGAGGCCAAGAAGGAGAAGGAGAUGUAGAACUGCGCUCUGUUAGGACCCCGGUGGCUCGGAUCCAGCGCUCGUUUAAGAGACGGAGAUCUGUGCUGCAAAUGUCGCCGGACCUCCUCUGACCUCGCUGGAGGAAACUUCUUCCCCCUCAGCUGCGGGUUUUGGCAUUAGAGCUUGUGUGCUUCACCUCAUGAAGGACAUAAGUCCUGUAAGUCCUGUAAACGUGUUGCCUACCAAAUGCCUUUGGUAGGCCACCUUUUAAACAGAUCCUCACACAGCCACUGGGAACAGAAAAUGUAAAAUAUCUUUAGUAACAUCAUAAAUGUAUCACUUAAUCCAUCUAGUUUGCUUUAAACACAUCAUGCUGUUGAUUUUUUUUUUUUUUUUUUUAUUAUGUUUUUACCCACUGAGUAGAUAAAUCAGUAACGCCCUCUUAUGGUUUGACUUUGGCACUGCAGAGGUGAAUGUGUUCUCCGCCAAAUGUCCUCAACUAAAAACCGCCUGCUACCUCAGAACUGGUUGCUAGCUCUCCCGCUUUGCUGACAGUGUUGAUCACUUUGUUGAAAAUCUACGAAUGACUUGAAUCAAAAACGUACGCGCGGUGCCCGCUCUCCACAGGUAAUUUCAAGCCUUUUAAAAAAAAAGACCUUAGGAUAAUUUCCUCUCGUCUUUGCUGCGUUUCUCCAGCGAUGAGCUUUGUUUGGUCCUUGUUGUUUCGCGCUCUCAGAUGUUUCAAGCUUUAUUUUUUUUACUCUGACUCUGGAUAUGGGCAGGUUUAGUCGAGCACUGAUUUUCGUGUAAUCAUUUCCCGACUCGCAGAACAGAAAUAUGCAUCUCCCUUUCUCGAAUGGCUUGUAUUUCCCAUUUUGAAGAGUGGCUUGGAGAAAAUGAGCCUUUCUGCCAUCUUUAUACUCCAGAGACGGAGAAAGUCAAGACUUGGUAUAAGAUAGAUCCCCAGUGAUAUAUAUCUGUUUUUAUGCCAUUCUGGACAUGAAGGUGCAAAAUAUUAAUCAUAAAUAUCUUUAAUAAAAGUCUAAAUCACGAUGCUACACUGAUUAAAUAAAGUUUUGAUUGUUUAUUGUAGUGUGGAGCACAGUUAGCAAACUUUUAUUACCUUAACUUGGUUUGCAAAAUCUCCAGUUUAAGCUGAAUUUAAAAUCUACACGAGUCGUAAAAUUAUAUUUUUACUUAUUUUUCAAAUUAUUUUGCAUUCAGACUAGAUAUAAAACUGAACUAAACCGAUGAGUUGAGUAUUAAAAUUACAGUCAGAUGUGGCAAGUGAACAAUAAAGGUUGCAAAAAUCAAUGUAAAUAAACAAUAAUAGAUUUUUUUUUUGUCCUUU
Poecilia latipinna (sailfin molly) is the source of this 3155-nucleotide messenger RNA. It is a transcript of the gene tlcd2, whose product is annotated as TLC domain containing 2. The transcript has a single exon. The record is from RefSeq and is a predicted model, not a curated record. Gene Ontology annotation, biological process: phospholipid homeostasis; plasma membrane organization; membrane assembly. Gene Ontology annotation, cellular component: plasma membrane. NCBI's taxonomy places the organism in Eukaryota, Metazoa, Chordata, Actinopteri, Cyprinodontiformes, Poeciliidae. The coding region runs from base 1421 to 1843 and encodes 140 amino acids.